CUCAUAAACAUCACCGACAGCCUGCAGCUCGUCCACUCAUUACUCUACCUAAGAUCAGCUGAAGUUACGGUGGAAUACUUCAACCAGCGACUGAUGGAUCACCACCACUAGGGGAUUCCCUCGAAAUUUCCUCGACUCCGUUCUCUAGACCGGAGCCUGGAUGGACCUGAGUGAACGCGGCUGGUCCAUGGUUAAGCGGCAGUCCUCCAGCAGCCCAGGGUCAUCGCCGGCGGAGCAGAGCUACUUCAGCAGCAGCAGCGACAGGAGGGACAGACCCGCUUCUGCCUCUGGAGAGCUGAGGUCACCGUCGGCCACCAGUCUUGACGCUGAAGGAAACCAGCUGACGGAGGGCCGGUCACUACACUCCUACGUUCCCUUUGGACAUCACAGCACCCUGCCCAGUUCGGAGGACAUAACCCUGUUCACGGAUUUGGACCAGGGCAACAAGCUCAUCAUCUCCAGUGGGGCGUCCAAGGGGAGUUUAAUUGUAGACCCCAGCGACAUGUACCAGACCCUGGCUAUUGCGGCGUCCCAGGGCCCCGCGGGAUACGACUCUUCCGCCGGUAGCUACAUGCACUCCACGGCACCUUCUCCAGUGUACGUGCCGACCACCAGGGUGGGACCAAUGAUACCCAGCAUCCCGUACCUGCAGGGCAGCGGCUCCUCGCAGCCGGGCCAUGCUGUCAGCAGCCACUCGGUGUGGCCGCAGCCGGCCCCCGAGAGCCCUUCCUACAGCGCCAGCAGCCCCCACGCCUCCAACCGCUAUCACUACUCCCCAAGCCCACCGAUGAACAACGGGGCGUCCAGGGACAGCGGCUACAGCAACACCCUGAACGUGAACGGCAGAGAGCAGUACAGCACGCUUACACGCUCCCUGAGUGGAUCUUACCCGAGCCCGUACUCGCCUUACGUGGGACCGCAGCUGUCCGCGGCGUGGCCCUCCGGCCCGUUCGAGAACACGAUGCUGCACACUCUGCAGACCAGGGGAGCGCCCUUGCCCAUCCGCGGACCCGGGGGAGACAUACUGGAUGAUCUGGGCGAGAGCAGAGAAUGUGUGAAUUGCGGCUCCAUCUCAACGCCUUUGUGGAGAAGAGAUGGCACUGGCCACUACCUCUGUAACGCCUGCGGACUGUACAGUAAAAUGAACGGGCUGAGUCGGCCGCUUAUUAAACCACAGAAGCGAAUGUCUUCCUCGAGGAGGAUUGGGCUUUCCUGCGCCAAUUGCCACACCAGCACGACCACUCUGUGGCGCAGGAACGCGGAGGGCGAGCCGGUCUGCAACGCGUGUGGCCUCUACACCAAGCUGCACGGGGUGCCCAGGCCGCUGGCCAUGAAGAAAGAGGGGAUCCAGACGAGGAAGCGAAAACCGAAGAACCUGAACAAGACCAAGGCCUCGUCCGGCAACAGCAAUCCGGUGCCAAUGACUCCGACGUCAACGUCGUCUUCCAACUCGGAGGACUGCUCGAAGAGCGUCUCUCCGUCCGGGCCCGUUUCAGGGGUGAAUUCCUCUGCGAUGCCGGCACAGGGAGAUGGACCCGGCACCGGGAGUUCUGCGGUGAAGUACUCGGGCCAGGAAGGCCUUUACACUGGAGUCAGCCUGACGUCCACGGCUGAAGUGGCCUCCGCUGUCCGGGGGGAGACGUGGUGUGCGCUGGCUCUAGCCUAACCCCUGGAAAGGGAGAUUGACGUGGGCUUCAGAUGCCUCACCAGUGGGCCGGCGGCGCUAUCAUCAUCAUCAUCCUCCUCACAGCUGCUGCGCAGGCGAGGUGGCAAGAUGUGACAUGGGAAGAGUAUGUUUUCUUUCUUUUCAUCCUUGGGCUUUGACGGAAGAGGAGCAGGACAGCCACAGCUCUGCCCUCCUACUGGGGCUGUAGUUUCUCACAAGGAUUUUUUUUUAGUAUUCAAAAGGAAGAGAGAUUUCUGGGCAGAGCGAGACGCAUAAACGUUAGGCCACUUACAGUUGUCACAGGUGCGGUGGCCUCUUAGACAAGGGUUUUAGAUCAAGCUUGUUGACUUUUAUACAGGCCUAUAUAAUUCUGCAAAGGGUACUUUCAGAACAAGCGUGCUUUGUGUAAUGUGGAACUUUUUGGAUGAAGAAAGAAUUUCACAGAGAUGAAAACGCAGAACUGUAAGAAGUAUUCUGUCACUGGCUCAGUAUGUUUUGUAAGCAUGGAUUUGUGAAUAUGUUCCCCCUUUUAGUAUUUUGAUGUUAAUUGAUUUCAUAUAUUUUUGAAGUCCGAAAUGUGGUACAGACACUGUACCUGUACUGUUAACUGGAAUAGUAGAUGAAGUACAAAGAAAUUUUACCUGAAUCAAAGCUGUAGUAUUUAUUAUCCUUUAAAUGGUGAAAAAAUAUUUUUUCUUCAAUAAAAGUAUGGCAAUGUGGCAGAAUUAAAUGUUAGUUUGGCCUGUUGUCCUUUAUAAAAUGAAUACAAAUUGAUAAUGUGUUGUGUAGAGCUUUUUUAUAAAGCUGCAUAUUUCUUUAGUUUUCCAGUUGUUGAAAGAAAGCUCCAGUUGUUGGAAUGAAAUUAUAUGGUUUUAUACAGGGUAGCAAACAGACAUUCACUAACUUCCAUUAGUUCAGUAUAUGUAUUUUAAGUGCAAUUGUGUUCUUGUUGCAACAAUCAGUGUUAAAUCAAAUGUUUCAGAUUUAACAAUAAAUUUUGCAAUGGAUAAAAGUCCUUAACUUAAUGGUACUUAUUAAUUUAAAAUACAUUUUUCCAGGCAUCUUAAGAGCUAUAAAUAUGUUAUAGAGUUUAAAAAAGUGUCCAGUUGCUUCAAAAAAAAUAAAAUGAAAAAUACUUAUUAUAAAUUACCACACAAUCGCUUAGAACAAAUUUCACUCAGGAAAAUUUUACUGACACGUCUUUUUGUUACAUUUAAAAUGCAAAAGAAAAAGAGCAUUGUGGCAAUAUUUUCUAGACAUGUCUGAAACUUUACUACCUAAGUGAUACAUAUGUAAAUACUCCAAGGUAUGUGAGUGUCUUAACUUUUAUUGAUAAAAGUUUGUAAAAAAUAGUCAAAUGUAUAGCUUGGUUGAAGCCACAUUUUUGUUUUUCCAUUUUUUUUCAAAAGAUUGAAAUGUCUUUGACAUACUGUUAUUUGUUCAGUAAAACUAAUUAAAACAUAAGUAAUUUCUAACAAGAGAAGUUCUUUUGCUUGUAGUUUGUCAUUUGUUUCAGAGAGAAAAGACUGGCAAACUUUUCUGCCAGUCUGUGGUGUUCUGUUCUGUUUUGAGCAAAAAGUCCCAGAAUUUAGCAGAGCCUAACGGUGGUAGGAAAGGCAAAAGCAAUUGUCUCUGCUGACAAAUGUGGAGAACAUGUUGUAAAGGGCCAGGAGAAAUUGUAUGGCUUGAGAAAACACUAAAAGAAAAUCUGUCUUUGAAAAUUAUUGCCAUUAGUUGCAGUGUAGUUUGGUUUCCAGCGCUCAAUAAAAUUUAUUUGAUUACAGUA
Lepisosteus oculatus (spotted gar) is the source of this 3452-nucleotide messenger RNA. It is a transcript of the gene gata6, whose product is annotated as GATA binding protein 6. Gene Ontology annotation, cellular component: nucleus. Gene Ontology annotation, molecular function: DNA-binding transcription factor activity, RNA polymerase II-specific; zinc ion binding; RNA polymerase II cis-regulatory region sequence-specific DNA binding. The record is from RefSeq and is a predicted model, not a curated record. Lineage: Eukaryota; Metazoa; Chordata; Actinopteri; Semionotiformes; Lepisosteidae. Gene Ontology annotation, biological process: cell fate commitment; negative regulation of transcription by RNA polymerase II; epithelial cell differentiation.